AAACAUUCAAAACCUGAAAUUUGAUGUCGAUAAGUUUUUUGUCAGUUGAGCAAUGAAAUGGAAAUCGAUGAUAUUAUUCAAGAUAAAGCAACCAAAACGAUUUCGUCAUCUUCUAAUAAUUACAACCAAACAUACCGUGGACUAGGAUAUGAGUUUUUUGAAUCUAUGCAACAAAAUAAAGACAAAAUUGCCCAGUAUAUUGCUGAAACUGGGGAAACUGAUACCUACCAGUCUUUUUUAAAUCGUUCAAUACGCACAGCUUUACAUUUAAAAACAAGAAACCUUAACAAAAACGACGUGGUUUGUUUAUGCUCAUACAACCAAAAGCAUAAUUGCAUACCAUUGAUUGCCUGUACCUUUUUGGGAAUACCUACAGCUUCACUUGAUCCUUCUUUUACCAUAAACGAUGCCUCACAUCUCAUCAAGCUUAUAAAGCCAAAGAUAUUUUUCAUUGUACCAGAAGUGAUUGAUAUGAUAACAGAAGCAAUGCAAAUAGCUGAAUUGGAUUCUGAAGUGGUUAUAUAUGGCGACACUGAAAAGUUUACUUCGUUUAAUGAUUUUUUAGCAGAACAUCCUGAAGAAGACUCUUUUAGGCCAGUUAUAAUAGACGAUUUAUCUGAAACAGCAAUAAUUUUCUUUAGCAGUGGCACAACAGGUUUGCCAAAGGGUAUUUGCAGCAACCACAGAGCAAUUUAUCACCAAGGAGUUAUUAUGAAUCAUUUGGGUAUACUUGGCAAUGAUGCAGUAGUUCUACUAUUUUCAACCUUAUAUUGGAUAUCAGCAUUACUCACAUUAACUGGCUGCAUAUUAAAAGGCAGCGCCCGAUUGGUUUGCAAGGAAUUUGAUCCUAUAAAAACUUGGUAUUUGUUGGAUAAAUAUAAAAUAACAUAUACAUUCCUCGCUCCAAUCCAAGCCUAUAGAAUGCUAACAAUUGGCCGUCCAGAUGGAAUAGAUACAACUAGUUUAAAUUUAGUUAUAACCGGCGGUGCCCAUUUUGCCUCAGAGCAAUUACACAAAUUCAGAGAUCUUUUACCAGGCACUUUUGUGAGUCAAGCAUACGGCUGCACCGAAUUGUCUGGAUUCGGUAUCGCGUUCAAUUUGACCAAAACCAAAGACAGGCUGUUGUUGCAUUACAAACCUGAGUCUUGCGGUAGACCUAUACCUGGAUUACAAUACAAAGUUGUAGAUCCAGAUUCUGACAACCAUUGCGGCUUCAACGAGCGUGGAGAGUUGAGAAUUAAAUCUAAUUGUAUUAUGAGUGGAUAUUAUCGGCAGAAUUCGGACACUGCAUUUGAUGGUGGAGGUUGGUUGAGGACAGGAGACGUGGUUUUUUAUGAUGAGAAUUUCUGUUUUUAUAUCGUCGACAGGAUUAAGGAGAUGUUGAAGUUUAGGUCGUGGCACGUGCCUCCUGCAGCACUGGAAAUGGUACUCCAAGCACAUCCUGCCAUUAAGCAAUGCAGUGUUAUUGGAAUCCCAGAUGAAGUUGACGGCGAUUUACCUUUAGCGGUGAUAGUUUUAAACAAUAAUUACACUGUUACUGAAGAAGAUAUUAAAGAGUUUGUGGCCGAAAGGGUUAACGAUACUCACAAGCUUAGAGGGGGUGUUAAGUUUUUGGAAUCCCUACCAGUGACGCCUUCUGGUAAAGUCAAGAAAAAGGAGAUUAGGGAUUUGGUACUUAGAGGGUCAAUUUAAAACAAUGUAGUUUCACUUAACAAUAAUAUUUACUUCAAUAAAACCUUUUGAAAAC
This is a messenger RNA of Ceutorhynchus assimilis (cabbage seed weevil), 1747 nucleotides long. The record is from the annotation of a GenBank genome assembly. Lineage: Eukaryota; Metazoa; Arthropoda; Insecta; Coleoptera; Curculionidae.